Castor canadensis (American beaver) is the source of this 584-nucleotide messenger RNA. Lineage: Eukaryota; Metazoa; Chordata; Mammalia; Rodentia; Castoridae. The record is from RefSeq and is a predicted model, not a curated record.
GCCGUGGUAGCUGGAGAUACCUUGAUGAAUCAGUCACCUUUUCUAUCUGCCUCUCUACAGGAACACACUGUGAACUGUUUAAGGACCCCUGUGCUAAUGUCAGCUGUCUGAACGGAGGCACCUGUGACAGCGAGGGCCUGAAUGGCACAUGCAUCUGUGCACCAGGGUUUACAGGGGAAGAGUGUGACAUUGACAUCAAUGAAUGUGACAGUAACCCUUGCCAUCACGCUGGAACCUGCUUGGACCAGCCCAAUGGCUACACCUGCCACUGCCCUCAUGGUUGGGUGGGAGCAAACUGUGAAAUCCACCUGCAGUGGAAGUCAGGACACAUGGCGGAGAGCCUCACCAACAUGCCCCGGCACUCGCUCUACAUCAUCAUCGGCGCCCUCUGCGUGGCCUUCGUGCUGAUGCUUAUCAUCCUCAUAGUAGGCGUCUGUCGCAUCAGCCGCAUUGAGUACCAGGGCUCGGCGCGGCCCGCCUACGAGGAGUUCUACAACUGCCGCAGCAUCGACAGCGACUUGAGCAACGCCAUCGCCUCCAUCCGGCAUGCCAGGUGGGGUCAGGUGGGGCCAGGUGGGCGCCAG